UGGUUUCCCCUGAAGCUAUGUUAUUUUGGCCAAUAGGUUGAAUCUUAAGACGUUUGUUAUUGAAUAACUCAAAUGUCAAUAGUCUGAACUAUGACUGCUUAGCGGAGAAUUGAAAAAAGCCUGCUGCAGGUGUUGACAUCGCCAGCAGUGAAGUCGCAGUGGCAAAGACAUGGAGAGGCAGGUUCAAGCAAUUUCCCAACAUGUUGAUGAGAGUCACAAACAAGCUAGUGCUGAACUGGAGGAGGCAUGGCUGUUCAUCACUGAAGCACUACAGGAGAGAGCAAUUUCCCAGCAUGUUGAUGCGAGUCACAGACAAGCUUGUUCUGACCUUGAGAAGGCCAGAAAGUUCAUCACUGAAGCACUACAGAAUGAAGUCCAGAGGAACUUGGCUAUGUGCGUGUUAAUCCAGCGUCUGGAAGAGAGUGCCUCUGAAGGUACGAAGAUCCUAUCAGAGCAGGUGGAGUCAAACCGACAGCUGACGCUCCAGGUCCAUCAACUCCAGAAAAACCUGGAGGAUAAAAAACACUCACUAGCACAAGCCAACAAGACUGUUGCUGCCCUGAAGACUGAACUGAGGAAGCUGCAACAGCAGCUGCAGAGCCACGAGAGUAGUCACGGGGCAAUUCAGGAAGUGACUGAGUGGCUGCAGGAUGAGACCAAUCCCAAUGUUGUGAGAGCAGAGGAUGAUCUUUUGCUGAGGGGCAUUAAGGUUCAAGAAGGAGAUGAUGAUAAUGAUGAUGAUGAUGAUGGACCUACUAUGUAUGGAAGUGACCCUGGAGCUGUGCCCCCCACAGAACAGUCCAUCUCCACGGCAUCAGACAUCAAGUCUGAACUCCUGCAGGAACAAGAUGGAGAAUAUGAAGUGACCCCAGUCCUAAGGUCUGGGAUGAUCAAUUCUCCCCCUGAUCUGGUAUGUCUGGACCAGCUGAAGUCCACAGCAUCAGGUCUGCAAGGAACAGAGGAAGGAGGAACCGAGAGCCAAGAUACAGAAACACCCAAACAGAGUGAAGGAUCACCGCUGCCAUCAUCAUCUGCAAACCAGCUUACUGACACUGGAGAGACCAGCAGCAGCAGCAGCCACCAACACCGCUGCCAGGUGUGUCUGAAGACCUUCUCGCUGGCGGCAGACCUCAUACUGCACCUGCGCUUUCACACUGGAGACACGAGGCCCAGCAACCAGUGUGAACUGUGUGGCAAGUUUUUCGCAGACGCGGGAGUCGUCAAAAAACACCAGCGCAUGCACACCGGAGAGAAGCCCUACCAGUGUAGAGAGUGUGGGAAGCGCUUUGCAUGGGGCGAGAACCUCAGGUCUCACAUGCACAUUCACACCGGGGUGAGGCCCCACGCGUGCCCAGAGUGUGGCAAGAGUUUCUCGCAGCCCUGUCAGCUGAGGGAACACCAGCGCGUUCACACCGGAGAGAAACCGUUUCGAUGCGCAGUUUGCGGGAAGGGUUUUUCACAGUCCCAAAAUCUCCGAACGCACCAACGCGUUCACACGAAAGAUAAGCCCUACAUAUGUGGACAGUGUGGAAAGAGUUUCUCGACUGCAGGAAAUCUCCGGACGCACCAACGCAUUCAUGCAAGAGACGAGCCCUAGCAUUAUGGGGACAGUGUGGGGGAAAUUUAUGUAUUCUGCAGGUGGUCACGUAUGUUAAUUUCUACUCAAUUUAAAAAAUCACAUGGAUUUCCUCAUUUCAAAGAAAAAGGGCAUGUGCAGAAAUAUUGGUACCCCUCCUUAAUAUUUAGUUUCACACUCUUGGACAGCAAUGACCGCCUCCAAGCGUUUUUGUAUUCACCAACAAUCUUGCACUUCUCUGAUGAGAUUUUCGUCCACUCUUCCUCUGCAAUAUGUUCAUCUUCAACAGGUACAGGACUCUUGAUCUUAAUGACAGAUAUCACAUUCCCCGCAAGAUUUUCAACAGGAUUUACAUCCAGAAUCAUUGUUUGCCAUUUUAGAAGGGUUUUUUUUUUUUUCAUUUUACAACCAUUCCACUGUGCUUUUGGAUGUGUACUUUGGGGUUUUGUCCUGCUGAAGUGCACAUGAUCUUUCACCUCAAACCAAGCGUUCUUGCACAGGGUUAAACAUUUUCCUUUAAGAUGUCGUCAUGUUACCUGUGAUACAGUAAAGGCCUCCAAUACCA
This is a messenger RNA of Engraulis encrasicolus (European anchovy), 2141 nucleotides long. RefSeq names its product zinc finger and SCAN domain-containing protein 21-like. Bases 170 to 1597 code for a protein of 475 amino acids. The record is from RefSeq and is a predicted model, not a curated record. The transcript is spliced from 10 exons. NCBI's taxonomy places the organism in Eukaryota, Metazoa, Chordata, Actinopteri, Clupeiformes, Engraulidae. Gene Ontology annotation, molecular function: DNA-binding transcription factor activity, RNA polymerase II-specific; RNA polymerase II cis-regulatory region sequence-specific DNA binding. Gene Ontology annotation, biological process: regulation of DNA-templated transcription; mitotic spindle assembly checkpoint signaling.